This is a messenger RNA of Xenopus laevis (African clawed frog), 2674 nucleotides long. It is a transcript of the gene tcf25.L, whose product is annotated as transcription factor 25 L homeolog. Lineage: Eukaryota; Metazoa; Chordata; Amphibia; Anura; Pipidae. Gene Ontology annotation, cellular component: RQC complex. The record is from RefSeq and is marked provisional.
CAUGUCCGGACGGGCCUUGAGAAGACUGCGAGGAGAUCAGAGAGGACAGGAGGAACCCGGGGUCCUUGGAGGGGAGGAAGAUGACGAAGAGGAGGAAGAAGAAGACGAGGCACCGAAGCUCCCGGAACCGCGGUCCCGUAAAACACGUGGAAACCGGAAACUCUUGGCGGAGCGAGGCCUAAAUAAUCCCUUCCAGCUGAUAAUUGACCAGGAUUGUGAUGCUUCCGACAUCAAGCAUGGCACAAAUUCACAAAAUGAGAAAGAGACAAAUACUUGUAAGACAGACCAAGAUGGCACUGAAGAUCCUGCUUUGGAACAGGCUGUUCUGAGUAACAAACCAAAGAAGAAGAAGAAAAAGAAGAAAUCAAAGAAAUGCCCUGUUUCCGAGAACCAGGCUGAUGGUGGGGCAGAAGAUGCUGAUCAGCUUGGUGAUAUAGACAGUAUCCUACAAAAGAUCGAAACUACCAAUGGGCUCACAUACCAAACCAUUAGCAGUGGGAGUACUGAGAGCCGCCCAUUGUUAUAUAUUGAACACAGGAAUUUAAAUCCUGAGACAGAACUGAAGAAAUAUUUUGGCUCUCGUGCUGUCAUGGGAGAUCAGAGCAGGCCACGGCAGCGGCAACGUCAGCAUCAUCGCAGUACCUGGCUUACCGCUCCAAAGAGUACCUGGCCUAGAUACAGCAAGACCGGCAUUUCAAUGAGCCUUAUAGAGACCAAACGAGGAGUUCAGUAUUUCACAUUUGAGCACCAAAGAGAUUACCAACAGGUGCAGUUCAAGUUCCUAGAUGCUGUGGAAUCUAUGGAUCCCAACAAUAUUGUGCUGCUACUUCAGAUGAACCCAUACCAUGUUGAUUCUCUGCUUCAGCUAAGCGAUGUAUGUCGUAUUCAAGAAGACCAGGAAAUGGCACGUGAUUUGAUAGACAGAGCUCUGUACAGCCUUGAGUGUGCUUUUCAUCCUGUGUUUAGUCUUACCAGUGGAACCUGCAGAUUGGAUUACCGUCGGCCUGAAAACCGAGGAUUCUUUCUUGCACUUUUCAAGCACAUGUUUUUUCUAGAGAAGAGAGGCUGCCCACGCACAGCCCUUGAAUUCUGUAAACUCAUUCUCAGCCUUGAUCCAGAAAAUGACCCACUGUGCAUGCUGCUUUUAAUUGAUUUCCUGUCUCUACGUGCCCGUGAAUACACCUUCCUCAGCCGCAUGUUCCAGGAGUGGGAGGCUCAUCGGAAUUUAUCACAGCUCCCAAACUUUGCAUUUUCAGUGCCUCUGGCGCUCUUUCAGCACAGCCAGCAGGAUGAUCUCUCUGCUGAAGAAGAGAAGAAAGCUCGGGAAAAAGCAAGCCACCUCAUUCAGCAGGCACUUAUUAUGUUCCCAGGAGUUCUUCUGCCCCUGCUAGAUUCUUGCGGAGUCCAGCCUGACGCUACUGUACAGUCUCAUCCUUUCUUUGGAUCACCAGCUCAAAUAAGCCAGCCCUCUGCGUUGACCUUGUUGAUAACACUCUAUGUGGGGAGAUGUCACAACCUAUGGAAGGAGCCAAUGGUUAUGUCUUGGCUGGAGCAACAAGUUAGAGAAGUGCUGGGUCUGGUGGACAAUAAAGAUGCGAUUGUUCAGGAAUGUGAGAUGAGACGAAAGACUCGCUAUCAGUGCGCCCCUAUGAACAUCCAUCGUCAUGUGAUUCUGUCAGAGAUUAAGGGAGUUAGCUCGGCUUUACCACUGGAAGUGACAGCUCAGCCAGUUCUGGGAUAUGAUCCCCUCCCUCCAUCGGAUUCCAUUAUGUCAUACACAAGACCCGAAAGGACUCACCGGCCAUCAAAUGAAGGAACUUUAUCUUUGUUCUUCAGAUCACUUUUGCCAAACUUCAAUCUUCAGGGAGAGGACCAUCAGGAAGGUGACGAGGCUGGAGCUGCCAGGGACUUAAAUCAAGGAGUAAACAGACUCAUGGCAGCGAUGAGAGACAUGUUGGCAAACAUCCAGUUCCAAGAGCCACCACGUGAGGACAAUCCAGAUGAGGAGGCAGACGCAGAAUGGGAUUAAGGCCUCCAUAUCAACUCUGGUCCACCAGCACAGUUUUCAUGUGCUUAUAGACUAAUCAAUAACUGAAUGGAAGCCUGUGCAGUGGAUUACGGUUUUCAUUAUUAAGAUGUCUGAAACCUAGAGUUUUAUGCAGUUCCUUAAACUUUAUAAAAUAUUUGUGAAACUGCAUGGCAGAGCAUUUACCUUUGAGAGAGGUGAGGUAUGUUACACACAUGUUGCUUUGCUACUUUGAAGCCUCCUUCCAUGAUGAUUAUUUGCAUGAAUGCAAAGCAGGGAGAGGAAUAACUUUUUCCUUUUAAUAAAUCUCAUGUGAGCCACAGCAAUCCUUUUGAAAUUAGACUUGGUCAUAUGGGAAAUUGUCAUUUUCUGCCGAUGAAACAAAAUCUUUGUUUAAGUGAUGAGCUGCACUAACUGCCUAUUUGUAUGUUACUGCAGCUCUUAGUCUGGGACACAAAUUGGUGUCAUGAUCCUUGUCUCUUGUUCCCUGCAGGGGGGAGAGUUGCCUCUCCGCUACCAAACCUAAGCUUCUACUUAUCCGUAGACAUCAGGCAUAUGCUGGCUUGCCUUCUGAUAUUAGAUUUGCUCUUUCCAAGGUUAUAGCAACCAGAGGUUCUUUGAAAAUAAAUAUGUUUACAAAGUCCCUAA